This is a messenger RNA of Abrus precatorius (Indian licorice), 1476 nucleotides long. Its product is annotated as NAD(P)H-dependent 6'-deoxychalcone synthase-like. NCBI's taxonomy places the organism in Eukaryota, Viridiplantae, Streptophyta, Magnoliopsida, Fabales, Fabaceae. The record is from RefSeq and is a predicted model, not a curated record. Gene Ontology annotation, molecular function: aldose reductase (NADPH) activity. Gene Ontology annotation, cellular component: cytosol. The transcript is spliced from 4 exons. The coding region runs from base 3 to 1010 and encodes 335 amino acids.
AGAUGAAUACGUACUCGAGGGAGAAAAUUUGCAGGCGUACGAUGAUGUCUGGAACAACGUUUGCCCCAAAAGUUGUGUUACAACUAUCCUCGAAAUCGAACCCGAUUAGCAUGCCGGUGAUAGGACUUGGCACUGGUGGGGCGCUUAACGAUGGCGAUGUGGUAAAAGCUGCAAUUAUAGAGGCUAUGAAAGUGGGUUACAGACACUUCGACACUGCAACACUUUAUGGGUCAGAGCAUGCUCUUGGAGAAGCCAUCGCUGAAGCUCUUCAACUUGGUCUCAUAUCCUCUAGAGACGACCUUUUCAUCACUUCCAAGCUCUGGUGCAGCGAUAAUCAUCCUCAUCUUGUUCUUCCUACUCUACGCAAAUCACUUCAAGCUCUUAAAUUAGAUUAUUUGGACCUUUAUUUAAUCCAUUGGCCCAUGAGUGCGAAACCUGGAAACUCGGAUAAUUGGCCUUAUGCUGAAGAGCAAUUGACGCCAUUUGACUUAAAGGGUGUGUGGGAAGCAAUGGAAGAAUGUCAUAAUUUGGGCCUCACAAAAUCAAUUGGAGUCAGCAAUUUCUCUUGCAAGAAACUCCAAAAUCUACUCUCUUUUGCUACUAUACCUCCUUCUGUCAAUCAAGUGGAGAUGAAUCUUGUUUGGCAGCAAAAGAAUCUAAGAGAAUACUGCAAGGAAAAGGGUAUAAUCAUAACUGCUUAUGCUCCUUUGGGAUCCAGAGGGACCAAAUGGGGAACCAAUGAAGUUAUGGACUGUGAACAGACCAAGCAGAUUGCACAAGCUCAUGGCAAAACUGCUGCUCAGGUAUGUCUUAGAUGGUUAUAUGAGCAAGGUGUGACUUUCGUACCGCAGAGUUGUAAUAAAGGGAGAUUAAAGGAAAAUAUGGAGAUAUUUGAUUGGUCACUCACAAAAGAUGACUAUGAAAAGAUUAGCCAAAUCAAACAGGACCGUUGUUUCAAAUACGGACCAGCUGCAUUCCCGAUUCCUGACAUAUUCGAUGAUGAAACUUAAGUACAAUAUCAGCUUCAAUAUUUCAUUUUCCUUGUUUGGGACACAAUAAAAGGAUGAAGUAUUGAACAUUGAAAAACAGCCUUUCUUUAAAAUGCCGUUUUAAAAAACUCAAUAUUGAAAUCCUUGGUUUCACUUUCUCUGUGAAGUUUGUUUACAGCACUGUUAUGCUCUUCUUUCAUGUCCGAGAUUGUGUAAUAAGUUGUAUUCUAGUUGUAAUUCUAGCUAGAUGAAUCCAAUAAAACAGACUGUUUAUAGUUUAUUCAGUUUUACCCUCACAUGGUACAUUCCUGCAACAUAUGAGUCAGUCGUUCCUUGCCCUUUGUUGUGCCCUUAAUACUCUUGAAAAUAUUACCUUAGUAUAGAUAAUGUAAUUUUAUAUAGAAUAUAUUACUUCUAAAGGGAGUGAGGAAGGAUGUAUUGCAAUUUGCAACAACGACUAAUAUGAAAAUUUUCCAUAACUUUAAAC